This is a messenger RNA of Ophidiomyces ophidiicola, 1182 nucleotides long. It is a transcript of the gene SEC62, whose product is annotated as Translocation protein S62. The record is from RefSeq and is a predicted model, not a curated record. Gene Ontology annotation, biological process: post-translational protein targeting to membrane, translocation. NCBI's taxonomy places the organism in Eukaryota, Fungi, Ascomycota, Eurotiomycetes, Onygenales, Onygenaceae. The coding region runs from base 1 to 1182 and encodes 393 amino acids. Gene Ontology annotation, cellular component: endoplasmic reticulum; endoplasmic reticulum membrane. The transcript has 3 exons.
AUGGCUGGCCCGCAGCCAACGCCAGAGCAGAUGGCGGCCAUGCAACAACAAAUGGCCGCCGAAGCUGCUAAGCACGGCAUGACGCCGCAAGAAUUUGCAGACAUGCAACGGCAGCAACUUGAGCAAGAAGCCGCGAAACACGGCUUGACAUUGGAGGAAUACAUCAACGAACUACGGGCAGAGGCGUUCCGCCAGCACCAGAUGCAGCAACAGCAAAUGCAACAGGAGAUGGGAGCUAAAGAACAAGAACACAGUCAUGAAGGUGGUGGGUGCUGUGAUCAUGAUCAUGGACAUCAACACGAGAGACGAGUGCCCGUCAAUGCUGGCGUGGAGCCUGAUCCCAAAGCAUUAGCUGUCGCGAAUUUCCUCAGAUCGCAAAACCUCAAGACAAGAACCUGUAUUCUCGAUGGCCAAAGAAGAGACAUGUUCAAAGUAAAACGAGCUCUUCGCGCCCUUGAAUCUCCGGCAUAUGCAAAAGCGGCUUCAAAAUCGAAAUCUCUCCUUCCCCCCGUCACCGACCGCGCUUCCGCAGAAAACACAUUUAAACUCCUGCCCAUGUCCCUUCUCGCCCUUCGAGUAACCAAAAUUGAAGAGCCGAAUCGUCCCAAGCAGAAACGAGUAAAAGGCCAGUGGAACGUCCGCAUAGAGCAACACCAAGAAACCGAUCCCAUGCUACACUACGCCUGGUUAUAUGAGGGCCCGCAAUGGAAGCAAAAGGCUAUGGCGGCCGGUGUCCUUGUCCUUAUCAUGGCGGUGGUUAUGUUCCCAUUGUGGCCUAUUAUGUUGAGGCAAGGCGUGUGGUAUCUGAGUAUUGGAAUGAUGGGCUUACUAGGCCUGUUCUUUGCCAUGUCGAUUUUCCGUUUGAUCCUGUUUUGCGUUACAUUCUUUGCGGUUCCUCCCGGUCUUUGGUUGUAUCCCAAUCUAUUCGAAGAUGUUGGAUUCUUCGAUAGUUUUAGGCCAGUAUGGGGAUGGCAAGAGACUAAAAAGAAGAAGAGAUCUAAGAAAACCAAUGGAGCCGCCGCGCCGUCUGCAAAACCCUCAAAAUCCGCUGACACCCCCGCCGCACCAACAGAAGAUUCGACACCCUCUGCUGCAACCUCUGGAGCUCAGCCUGUGGCCAGCUCUGAAGGAGCCAUGAAACGAAACUUGUCUGCAAGUGUCGAAGAUGCGGAUGAUGAGUAG